AUUUAAAAUCGAGAACAAAAAAACAAAGUGCAGGAAGAAGAUCAUGCAGGAGACAAAUAUGAAGCAGAGGUUAACAUGCUGUAGCUUAUGUUGAAGCAUAUGAGCCAUUAAGAUGGAAUAUGCAAAUAAACUUGAUGAAGUGGACUUGGCCUGGGACAACCUUCAAGAGGCAAAAACAGUGUUAGAGCAGAUCGAGAGCAAGUUGAAUUCUGAAGAGGAGGAUUUUCAUCCGGAGCUAAGCAUUCGAAAAUGUUUGCAGCGUGAGGCAUUUGGAUGCAGAGCAAAGAAUACCAGCAGCCUUCCAAGUGUGAGAAGUUCACUGUAUCGACCAACUUCCAUGAUGAACUGCAGACUGGACAAGCAGAGGACUCUGUCUCGCGAAUGGACUCCCACCUUCAGCAGGUCAAAUAACGAUGGAAUGUUCAAACACGAAAUGGAAAAUUAUGAUUCUUCGAGAGGAAUGUUUUGGAAUGAGAGAACAAAACUUUUGCGAAAUGAGAUAAUUGAUCAAGGUGCUCAACUGCCUGAUCUUAAUCAGACACUGAUAACCAGCAAGCAAACGUCAAAUGAUAACUCACCAACUAGACUUGUCCCAGCAAGAUUGCAAGUGUUGGCUAAUUGGGAUGUUUCAGAGCAAGGCCGCCACCAGGCAAGUGAGCAAGAUGUCUGCAGCAGAUCCAACACAUGUAACCUGGAAGGAGGUCCUCCACUUGGCAAUGAUGCCAACUUGACAUUUCACUUUUGUAGCCAAAGACAGAUGUCACAUCGGAAAAGUUCUCCAGAGCCUUUAGUAGCUGCGUCUUGCCUUAGUCCUUGUAGAGGUCCACUUAUGCAGUGCCUGGAAUUGAAACAGAGCAAAUCCCCAACCAACAAAUUGGAGGAGCUUAAGGAGCGGAUAAGGCUGCAGAGGAAGCUGCAGAAGGAGCAACAGUUUGCAAGGACCAUCUUAAAUCUACCUCAAGAACAUCCUGUCCCAUUUCACAGGCAGAAGGCCCACAAGGGUGGUUCAGAGAAAUGCUUGAUCAGGAAAGUGACCUUUGCCCGACCAGCACCAUCCUACAAAGGCAAGUGA
Molecule: messenger RNA, 1072 nt
Organism: Amblyraja radiata (thorny skate)
Lineage: Eukaryota; Metazoa; Chordata; Chondrichthyes; Rajiformes; Rajidae
Exons: 6
Coding region: 113-1072 (319 amino acids)
Source: RefSeq, a predicted model, not a curated record